Molecule: messenger RNA, 2130 nt
Organism: Punica granatum (pomegranate)
Lineage: Eukaryota; Viridiplantae; Streptophyta; Magnoliopsida; Myrtales; Lythraceae
Source: RefSeq, a predicted model, not a curated record
UCAGGAGGAACAAAGUGAAGGGUUCAAUCUCUCUCUUCUCAUCUCUGAGCACACACAACUCUACAGAAACCCUAAUAGCUGCCUGCAAUCAAUCUCCUCCCCCACCCCGUUCGAAUCGAGUUUACUGAGAGAGAGAGUGGGAGGCUGCCUACUAUGGCCUUCAAGCAUGUAUUGGCCGCAGCCCGCCGGUCCCGCCGCGCUUUUUCAUCCUCUUAUCUUUACCAGACCGUCCGAUCCGCAUCCACCUCCCCGGCUGUUGCCACUUCUGCUGCCCCACCCUCUCCUCCGCCCCCCAAUGCCAUGAUAUACGACCGCCUGGCCGAGGCAGUGAAGUCCAAGCUGAAGCAGCUCGAGAACCCGGAUCCGAGGUUCCUCAAGUACGGCUCCCCCCACCCGGCCCUCGUGGACCACACCCGUAUCCUCUCCGCCCCAGAGACCCGCGUCACCACCCUCCCCAAUGGACUCCGUGUGGCCACUGAGUCGAACCUUGCUGCCCGCACAGCAACUGUUGGUGUCUGGAUCGACGCUGGCUCUCGUUUUGAGACCGAUGACACCAAUGGCACUGCUCACUUUCUCGAGCACAUGAUCUUCAAAGGUACUGAGCGGAGAAGCGCAAGGGAACUAGAGGAGGAAAUAGAGAACAUGGGAGGCCAUUUGAAUGCUUACACUUCGAGGGAGCAGACGACUUACUAUGCGAAAGUGAUGGACAAGGAUGUGAACAAGGCGCUUGACAUUUUAGCCGAUAUAUUGCAGAACUCCAGGUUCGAUGAGAGUCGCAUUAACCGCGAGCGCGAUGUCAUUCUCCGUGAAAUGGAGGAGGUUGAAGGACAGACUGAAGAGGUCAUCUUUGACCAUUUGCAUGCAACUGCCUUUCAGUAUACUCCUUUAGGCAGAACUAUUCUUGGACCAGCUCAGAACAUCAAGACAAUCACCAAGGCGCAUCUUCAGAACUACAUACACACACACUAUACAGCUCCAAGGAUGGUGAUUGCUGCUUCCGGAGCUGUUAAGCAUGAGGAUAUUGUUGAGCAAGUAAAGAAGUUGUUUACCAAACUAUCAUCAGAUCCAAUCACUGCAUCUCAAUUAGUUGCAAAAGAACCAGCAGUUUUUACUGGUUCUGAGGUUAGGAUUAUUGAUGAUGACAUUCCUUUAGCCCAAUUUGCUGUAGCGUUCAAUGGAGCAUCUUGGACAGAUCCGGAUUCCAUUGCUCUCAUGGUGAUGCAAGCCAUGCUCGGCUCAUGGAAUAAAAAUGCCGGAGGUGGAAAGCAUAUGGGCUCUGAGCUGGCACAGCGGGUUGGCAUUAAUGAAGUGGCAGAGAGUAUGAUGGCUUUCAAUACCAACUAUAAGGACACUGGUCUGUUUGGUGUUUAUGCUGUUGCUAAGCCUGAUUGUUUGGAUGAUUUGGCAUAUGCGAUCAUGUACGAGACGACCAAAUUGGCUUAUCGUGUUUCAGAAGCUGAUGUGACUCGUGCACGGAAUCAGUUGAAAUCCUCCCUUCUGCUUCAUAUUGAUGGCACAAGCCCUGUGGCUGAAGAUAUUGGGCGCCAGCUGCUGACUUAUGGCCGGAGAAUACCGUUUGCCGAACUGUUUGCUAGGAUUGAUGCUGUUGAUGCGAGUACCAUCAAACGCGUUGCAAACCGAUUUAUCUAUGACAGGGAUAUUGCCAUAGCUGCCAUGGGCCCAAUCCAGGGCUUGCCUGAUUACAAUUGGUUCAGGCGCAGGACCUACUGGAACAGAUACUAGGACAAACACCCUCUUCUCGUCAUGUCUUUUCCCCUCGUUGGCAUUGGCAUUCCAGCGUUGGUUUCUCAAGCAAUUUCUGCUCGAUUCAUUUUUUUUUCCCUUGCAAUUCUGAAAGAGUUAAAUAUUGCCUGGGAGCUGGUUGCUGCUGCCUGCUAGUUCCUUCGGGUAAAAAGUUGCAGGAAAAAAAAAGGUUAUAUAUAUGACGGAAUGUCGGAUUUUGUUCCUUUGUAUCAUUUGGCUCUCGAUUUGAAAAUAAGUUACAUAUGCUGUAUCCCGGGAGGCGACUGCUUUGCCACACUACUCUUUUGACUGUGAUUCGGUCUCAUUUUCCAUGGAAAACCUAUCAUGGCUUCGGACUGAGUUAUGCAUUAUUUCUUGUUCAGAAUC